AUGACUAAUAUAUCAUGUGAUAUGUUACUACACCCGGAACUUUUGACUAAUGAACAACUUAUUUCCAUUAUACAAGAGAGACAUUUGAGGGUCCCGAAUAUGGAAUCUAUGCAUAGAGACGAGCUUUUGGAGAUUUUUCAUCAAUACUGUGUCCCUUACGGUCAACGAAAAUAUAGGGAUUCUGGGAGGGGGAAAAUAUUAAAUAAAACUCGUCAUAUAAGUCCUGAACCUACACGAAAAUUAAACAUGUUUAAUGAUAUUCAGAAUAGAAAACAAUCUAAUUCCUUCAAUGAAAGACUAAAACCUCCACCUGACUUACUAUCAGGACACAUAAAAAGAAUUAAGAUAGAAAAUAAAAUAGUUAUUACUAAUGAUAAUAAUAAUUUUAAAAGAAAAAUCGCAAUUGAUAGUCUCCCCAUUUCAGAGAUCCCGCCAAUGAAAAAAGAAAGGAAACCAAUAACUUGGCCU
Molecule: messenger RNA, 468 nt
Organism: Iphiclides podalirius (scarce swallowtail)
Lineage: Eukaryota; Metazoa; Arthropoda; Insecta; Lepidoptera; Papilionidae
Source: the annotation of a GenBank genome assembly